AUGCCGCAGGGCAGAACACCAGGCUGCAUUAGCAUGAGCAUUGGUAAAGAUAUAUACCACUACGUAGGGCAGGAUAUUGUCAUUCAUGAGUCCAUAGACUCCUAUGGAGCAGUGAUGUGGCCAGGAGCGGUGGCUCUGUGCUCCUUUCUGGACAACAACAGGGAGAUGGUGAACCUGCAGGAAAAGGAGGUGCUGGAGCUGGGAGCAGGAACAGGACUGGUAACCAUUGUGGCCAGUCUGCUGGGAGCUUCAGUUACAGCUACAGACUUACCCGAGGUGUUGGGUAACCUCCGGGCCAAUGUGACAAGGAACACCAGGGGGAGAUGCAGGCACACGCCCCAGGUGGGAACUCUCACCUGGGGCUACGACCUGGAGAGCACCUACCCUGCAUCUGUGCAUCACUACGAUUACGUGCUUGCAGCCGAUGUGGUCUACCAUCACGACUUCCUGGAAGAGCUCCUGUUCACCAUGAAGCAUUUCUGCAAACCAGGAACAACUGUGAUCUGGGCCAACAAGGUCCGGUUUGAGUCUGAUCUGACAUUCACGGAGAACUUUAAAAAGGCUUUUCACACAAACCUGCUGCUUGAAGAUGAAGCGAUGAAGAUCUUCAUGGCAACAAGUAGAGAGUGA
Molecule: messenger RNA, 630 nt
Organism: Micropterus dolomieu (smallmouth bass)
Lineage: Eukaryota; Metazoa; Chordata; Actinopteri; Centrarchiformes; Centrarchidae
Product: protein-lysine methyltransferase METTL21C-like
Exons: 3
Coding region: 1-630 (209 amino acids)
Biological process (GO): peptidyl-lysine methylation
Cellular component (GO): cytosol; cytoplasm
Molecular function (GO): protein-lysine N-methyltransferase activity
Source: RefSeq, a predicted model, not a curated record